Mus musculus (house mouse) is the source of this 5644-nucleotide messenger RNA. RefSeq names its product RIKEN cDNA 9330159F19 gene. The coding region runs from base 290 to 2236 and encodes 648 amino acids. The record is from RefSeq and is marked validated. The transcript is spliced from 6 exons. NCBI's taxonomy places the organism in Eukaryota, Metazoa, Chordata, Mammalia, Rodentia, Muridae.
AUAGUAGCCCAGCUGCUGUUGUGACACUGAGCAGAGUAGCUCUUUGAAGUUCAAUUUGCAAAGGCGUUUGUCAGGACCACUGUGGAAGAUGAAUGGAUUUUGUUUUAUAAAAGAACCACUGAGACUGUUCUUUAAGACAACUAGCUCUCUGCCCCACCUCUGCCAUUGCUAGACUGGCCACACAGAGCCUGACCUGCUGCAGGACGACCCCCAAGUGUAAGAAGGCAAGUGAGACCACUUCAAACCAAACAGUUUAACACUUCCAAGAACCAGCUAAGAGAAGGCAGAGAUGAGCAGCAGCAGUCCUGUGGCUGACACUCACACAAUUGCCACGGACCUCCAUGAGCAGAGGGGGAGCACAGAGGCCAACCGGCAUAAGGAAAAGAUGGAGUUACUGGACCAGUUUGACAAGGAAAGAAAAGAAUGGGAGAGUCAGUGGAAGAUCAUGCAGAAGAAGAUCGAAGAGCUUUGCCAGGAAGUAAAGCUUCAGAGGAAGAUGAACAUGAAUGAAUAUUCUAAGGUCAUUGAUCUUUGCCGUGAUCAAGAUAAAAUGGAAUUUCCCCCAAAUCACCUCAACUCGGCACAAUGCAAAUUAAGAGUGCUGAAUUACCGAGAUGAUCCAGAAAAGGAAAAGAAAACAGAAAGGAAUUUCCUUGGGGAAGAAAGUCAAGGGUCUCCAAAACAAAACAUACACACAGAAACCAAAGUGGAGUUUUGGAAUCCUUUGGCCACAGACAGGAAGGCAUGUGAGACCUGGGCUGGUGAGAACACUUCUAAGGAGAGCAAAGAUUUUUCUGUCGCCCUUAACACAGCUCUUGAAGAACUUGCAAAAGUUAGUGAAGAAUUGUGCACCUUUCAAGAGGAAAUCCAAAAGCAUUCUAACCACAGAAGGAUGAAAUCAGAUCCUGUUCUCCAGGAAAUGCCAAAGGCAAUCCCUGUGCCUCCUCAGGACCACUUGAUCAGCAAAGGUCAGGGCAUUCUUCCAACCAAUUUGGAGAAAGAAAUGCAGAAAAAGAAUCUGAGCUGUGCCUAUGGACUCCAAAGCAAUUCUAUGAACAACUGUGGAAUUGGUACAACUGGUUUACAAAGAGGCGAAACUCCGCCAACUCCCCCUCCAAGAAGUACCUCUCGAAAUCUCCCCAGCUCAUAUUCUGAACAAGCCCAAGAAAGACUGAAGGAACAUUUAUACCACAGGUGGGUGGCCCAUGAGAUUCAAGACAAAACAGAUAACAAUCCUCAUUUCCUCUUGAGGCAGUCUCCGUUGUUUCCACAAGAAGGCAAGAGUUUGAAAGAUAGUACCAUGUUUUCCUCUUGGACACCAGAAGUCAAAAUAGAUAGAAAUCUUCCAGGUAACAAAGACACUGGACUUAAUUUGUGGUCAUGUGACACUAUAUUAGGUACAAGAGAGAGCCCUUCCAGGCCGUCUCAAAAAACCAGUUUUACCUCCAGUGGAGCAAAAUUUGAAAAGGUAUUUCCAGAUAACCCUACGAAAUUGCAUCUUGAUCUUCAUGUGAAAAAUGACUUUCUUCCCUCAGUGACACAGAGGGACCCAGUUAGAAUUUACGACUGCAAUUGUGAACCAACUCCAAGGAAUGAAAAGCUGGCUGCAAAGAUUGACGAGUUUAACAGAACUGUUUUUAGAACAGACAGAAGUUGUCAAGCAAUACAGCAAAGUGACAUCUAUACAAAAUCGCCUGACAAUCUCAAUUCCUGUGAUAUCUCCACUGCUCAGAAAGCUUACCUAUCAGAAGUUGACAGUGGGACCAGUGUUCUGAAAGCUAGUGACAAUGUGUCUGUGCCCAUGGAAAAUGUGUUCAGUGAUCCCGAAAAAAUAUACUCGGCAGACCUGGUCAAUCAAACGCAGACACGUGAGAGCCCCAGCAGCUAUCAGCUUAUGCUCCAUGAGCAUGAUUGGAGAUCAAGCAAUUUUUCUAGCCGGCCAAGAUCAGCGGAUCCCAGAUCAAAUUACGGUGUUGUGGAAAAGCUGCUGAAAACCUAUGAGACAGAGACAAGGUCUGCACUGCAAAACUCAAAAGGCUACAGGAAUAACUGGACCAAAUGCGGUUCUGAUGAGUCCAUAGCAGUGAAAGCCUCCAAUGGAAAAGGAUUUUCCCGACCUGCUAGACCAGCAAAUCGUCGGCUCCCAUCCAGAUGGGCAUCCAGAUCGCCAUCUGCACCCCUAGCCUUGCGGAGGACUGCCCACAGAUAUAAAGUCUCUCUGCAAACAGAAGCCUAGAUGCUCGAUAUCUCUAGCCUGGAUUGCUGGAUUACAAAAGCUCUUAUACCUUUUGCCAAACUGAAUAUUGAGAAUGUUUACAAACACUCCUGUUCUCUUCUGUAUUUUCUAAGACCACUGGAACAAGUGAUCCAAACCCCAACUUUCCAUCAUCAGUCUUCAGUGUUUUUAAUCUACAGGAUAAUUAUAUCCUUCUACUUUAAUUUCUUGCAUUAGAUUUUUUUUGUCGGCAUCCUCAUUGACUUUGCAAUAUGAUUUAAGUUGACACAGUGUACUAUAUUGUAUAUUCUAACUUUCCUUGCAAAUGCAGAAAACAAGGUCCUGUGCAUGGCAAUGUGUUUGUAGGUGCAUGUGUUGUCAUAGGAAGUAUUCUGGUAUGUAUUUAGGUAAAAAUGUAUGUGCUAGUGUUGACUUUGAAAUUAUAACAUGUAGACCUAUAUAUUCUUUGUGCUUAUUUUAAAGUUUUGAAAAUAUACAAUCCUAUUUAUAUUUUGCAUACCUUUUAAUAGGUAUUCACCUAAGGCAUUUGAUGUUCAUGUAUCAUUUAAUGACUUCUUUGACCACCAACUAUAUUGAAAAAUAAGAAUUAUACACAAACCUAACAUUAACAAUUUUCCUGAAAUCAAUCUUUUUUUUUUUUUUUUUUUUUUGGUUUUUCCAGACAGGGUUUCUCUGUGUAGUCCUGGCUGUCCUGGAACUCACUCUGUAGCCCAGACCGUCCUCAAACUCAGAAAUCUGCCUGACUCUACCUCCCAAGUGCUGGGAUUAAAGGCGUGCACCACCACGCCUGGCUCUUUUUGACCUGAAAUCAAUCUUAAAUAGCAUUUUAACCCAUCUGAAAAUAGCUGAUACUUUUGAUUUUUUUGUAAAAUGAAAAUGUUACAGGUUUAAUAUAUCAGCCUUCUAGAGCAAUCAUAAGAAGCUCACACACACUUUUAUAUAUCAUCUUGUAGUCUCAUGUGACUUUAACUGUAUACUUGUUUCUCGGAGCCAGUAUCAUUAGACUGCCUUAAUAAUGACAGGAGGAAGUAAUAAAUUUAUUUUGUCAUUCGUAGUAACAAACAUCCUUUAUACGAGAUAAAGAAAGGCAUCAAAUCAUGCUGAAUUUUUCUUUUUUGUUAAAAUUGUCCCGAGUUUUCAGUUGUCUGCUUUAUCUCAAAUUCCUCUGUAGAGGUAAGUUGCUUGGUUGGUUGGUUGGUUGGUUGGUUGGUUGGUUGGUUGGUUUGUUUGUUUGUUUUCUUCCUUUAAUCUAAUCAUGUCCCCAAAGUUAGUAGAUAAAAAACUAAUUCGAUUUUUUAUGUAAAACAAGAAUGAACAGAAACAAUUUUUUUGUUGACAGCUCAGUUAUAUUGUAAUUCUUAUACUGUGUAAAAAGGUCUUAAACUAAAUUGGGCAUUGAUAAUAACAUAAGAAACAGAGAUAUACAUCAAGGGUAUAAUCUGCUUUCACCUGAUGCAUGAAAUCUGUACUGAGAAGUGGCCUAGAAGAAGUAGAAGAGUUAAGGUACUUAGAAUUCUUCAUGGAUGGUCUUAGAAACAACUUUGCUGUACAUUACUCCCAUAUAAGAGCAAUUAUUUUGAAUGGUUUGUUAAAUAUUAAUCCUACUUCACCCAGAAAUGUUGAGAAAUUCUCUUUGCCAAACAAAAUCAGUGGGCUUUCUGCUUUUACUAUACUAGCCACUCGAAGGAUUCCACCUUAUUAUACCAUUCCCUGGAGUAAAGGAAAUAAUUUUUAAAUCACAGAUUGCCUUAAAAGGCUCAAGACUGUAGCACAGUGAUGGCAAGAUUCACGGUUUACAGUAAGAAGACGUCUAGGGCUUAAGUGGUAUUAGGUGUCUAGAAUGCGAGUUUGGCACAACUCACGAAGGUUAUAGAUCCACUUUUCUCAAUCUUUCAUACUUUAGGGUUGUUCCCACACACACACACACAGGAAAGUAGCCUAGAUACCAGAUACGAGUUAGAGUAUACUUUUCCACUAGAACAGAGAAAACACUGGAGAAGUGGUUCCUUGGGGCAAGAAAUAAUAACCUAAAGCUAUUGCUGUGGUCACAUCUGUUCCUCGGUGUCCCUGAAUCCCAGGCAGUCUGGGAAUGAUCUGUAGCCCCUGUCUUCAAGUUCACAUCUGAAUGUUGAGGUCUCCUUUAAAAAUGGGAAAUCCUGAUCUCAUCCCAAAAAUGAUAAAGAAAGAUUUCCAGCAGAGGAGACCUGAGAUUCUUCAAGUCUUUAAUAAAGCAAAACAAUGUAAUAUAUUUGAUGACCACGCUGACUUGGAAGCAGAGGCACUGAGUAGAACCUGAGCGGGUUAGGACUUGGGGUAGUGUCUUUGAUCACUUAAUCCUUUCCUUUAUUAUCAACAAACAGUUGCCUUGCCAGGGGUUCAGCCGCUUAAGCUGCCUUUUCUGUUAUCAUCUGAAUAGACUAAUGGGGCCACUUUAAUACCAUAUAUUAAUGUGAAUCAUUAGAAUUGGGAAAAAACUAGCUUUUAGUCUGGCUCCUUGACUAGAAAACUGAAGAAACUGAAACAAACUGAUUAGUCUAUAUUCUCUCUUAAAGUAGUUUAUAAAUUUUAUGGGAAAGCUUACCAGGAAAGUGGAAGUUGUCACUGAAAAUAUUUUUUUAAUUGUUGUGAUUUUUAACUGGUUCUUUUUCUAUGCUGGGUAGCCAUUUUCUUCACUGAAACCGUCAUUAUGCCAUCAUUCUUGAGUUUAAGGUCUUUUAAUCAUUUACAAAGAUUUCAUUAGGAAUGUCUAUUUAGAAGACAUUUUUCCUAGCAGCUUUUGAAAAAAAAAUAAAAUAAAGGUCUCUUUUUUUUCACAGGGGAUUAUUGAAAUUUUUAGCUGAUCUCAGAACCAGAGUACUAAAAUAUCUCUCUCUCUCUCUCUCUCUCCUCUCUCUCUUUCUCUCUCUCUCUCUCUCUCUCUCCUCUCUCUCUCUCUUUCUCUCUCUCUCUCUCUCUCUCUCUCUCUCUCUCUCUCUCUCUCUUUCCCUAUCUCCCCCUUUCUCCCUCCCUCCCUUCCUCCCGCCAUCCUCCUUUUCGCUCUGUGUUUGCACUUUUAUGUGUAUUAUAAAUAUUUGCCUUAGAACCACAACACAAAUAUAAAAAUAUAAGUGAUAAUUUGUAUUAUUCAGCACUUCAAACAUGACCGUGUCUUUCACUUGUCCUUAUUGAAAUGAAUAGAAAGAUUCUUAUGCUGACAUUCCCCAAAACAUGAUUUAUGUCUACGUAAAUGACUUAGCAAAGCCACCACAAAGUCUUAAAACAAAGCAAAGCAUUGAAUUCCCAAAAGAGUAUUAAGUUCCAUUAAAAAAAAAUCUUUAAACUUACAUUUUUCAGAUGAAAAAUAAUUAUUUGAUAUUGAAGUCUUCAGCCAUUGGAAGCUAUUAAAUAAAAUAAGUUUGGAAACACUUA